Messenger RNA from Rubroshorea leprosula, 713 nucleotides. NCBI's taxonomy places the organism in Eukaryota, Viridiplantae, Streptophyta, Magnoliopsida, Malvales, Dipterocarpaceae. The record is from the annotation of a GenBank genome assembly.
CCUCUCCUCUUAGUUUCUUUCUUUUAUGCUUACAUAUUUGUAGCCAACCAAAUACAGAGGAAGAUAAUCAAAAUCAUGGCACUUGGAAUGUGGGCUUCCUCUACUGCUAAUGCACUUAGAAUCUCCUAUGCCUCCAAAGCUCACCUCUCCCCUGCUUUUUCCUUCUCCAGAUGCUUCUCUACAGUUCUGGAUGGGUUGAAAUAUGCAUCUUCACAUGAAUGGGUCAAGCAUGAAGGUCCAGUGGCUACAAUUGGCAUCACUGACCAUGCUCAGGACCAUCUUGGAGAAGUAGUGUUUGUGGACCUGCCAGAGACUGGUGUUGCAGUCACCCAAGGAGGCAGCUUUGGGGCUGUGGAGAGUGUCAAGGCAACAAGUGAUGUCAAUUCCCCAAUCUCUGGUGAAAUUGUUGAGGUUAACACAAAGCUCAGUGAAACUCCUGGCCUGAUCAAUUCAAGCCCAUAUGAAGAUGGAUGGAUAAUCAAGGUGAAGCCCAGCAGUCCAUCAGAGUUAGGGUCCUUGAUGGGUCCAAAGGAAUACACCAAAUUCUGUGAGGAAGAAGACCAUUAGAAUCUGUACCAUACUUUUCCUGAAACCUAAUAUUUUCUGUCUUAUUGACAACUACUAAAGAAGUUCAAUCUCCAACUUUGACAAUCUGCUUCUUCUUCUUUUCUCCUUUACUUUUUUUUGGCUAAUUUUCUCUAUUUUAUGUUAUG